Molecule: messenger RNA, 1829 nt
Organism: Eublepharis macularius
Lineage: Eukaryota; Metazoa; Chordata; Lepidosauria; Squamata; Eublepharidae
Gene: PEPD
Product: peptidase D
Exons: 15
Coding region: 25-1515 (496 amino acids)
Molecular function (GO): metalloaminopeptidase activity; manganese ion binding
Source: RefSeq, a predicted model, not a curated record
ACUGCGCGGGGCCAGCGAGUCAACAUGGCUGCGUCCGAAGGACCCUUUUUUUGGUUGGGGAAUGAAACUUUGAAAAUACCAGCUGGGCUUUUUGCCCUGAAUAGAACCCGUUUGUGUGAUCGUCUUCGAGCAAACAGCAAUGUGCCGCGGAAGUCCAUCGUUCUUCUGCAGGGUGGAGAGCAGACCAACAGAUACUGCACCGAUACCGGCGUUAUCUUCCGCCAGGAAUCAUACUUCCAUUGGACCUUCGGAGUGACCGAGGCAGACUGCUACGGAGCGAUUGAUGUGGAUAGUGGAGACCCCAUUCUCUUCAUCCCGAGGCUUCCAGAAAGCUAUGCUGUUUGGAUGGGGAAGAUCCAUCCCCCUGAAUUCUUCAAGAAGAAGUACGCAGUCGCCGAGGUGCGUUACACGGAUGAGAUUGCCACUGUCUUGGCUUCAAAGAAUCCUUCUGUUCUUCUGACUCUGCGAGGAGUGAACACUGACAGUGGGAGUGUGACUCGGGAAGCUUCCUUCGAAGGAAUCAGCCAAUUUACUGUAAAUAACACAAUCCUCCACCCAGAGAUUGCUGAAUGCCGCGUGAUUAAGACAGACAUGGAGUUGGAAGUCCUCCGCUACACCAAUAAAAUUUCCAGUGAAGCUCAUAAAGAGGUGAUGAAAGCUGUAAAAGUGGGCAAGAAGGAAUACGAACUGGAGAGCCUUUUCCAACACUAUUGCUACACUCGUGGAGGUAUGCGACACACUUCCUACACGUGCAUCUGUGGCAGUGGAAAUAAUAGCUCUGUUUUGCACUACGGCCAUGCUGGAGCACCAAAUGAGAAAACGAUUGAAGAUGGAGAUAUGUGCUUAUUUGACAUGGGAGGCGAAUACCAUUGUUACGGCUCAGAUAUCACCUGUUCCUUUCCGGCCAAUGGAAAGUUCACUCCAGACCAAAGGGCCAUCUACGAAGCUGUGCUGAGUUCAUCCCGGGCUGUGCUGCAAGCGGUCAAGCCAGGGGUUGCCUGGCCCGACAUGCAUCGUCUGGCAGACCGAGUCCACCUGGAAGAGCUCACUAAAAUUGGCAUCCUCCAGGGCAACGUGGAUGACAUGGUGAAGGUUCACCUGGGGGCGGUCUUCAUGCCGCACGGGCUGGGCCACUUCCUCGGCAUAGACGUUCAUGAUGUUGGAGGCUACCCAGAGGGUGUGGAACGCAUUGACCUGCCAGGCCUCCGGAGUCUGCGAACCGCCCGUGUCCUCGAGCAGGGUAUGGUGCUGACGGUGGAGCCCGGCAUCUACUUCAUUGACCAUCUCUUGGAUCAGGCCCUUGCCAGUCCUGCUCAGGCUCGCUUCCUCAACAACAGCAUCCUUCCUCGCUUCCGAGGCUUCGGCGGGGUACGAAUUGAGGACGACAUCGUUGUGACAGCCAGCGGGGUGGAGCUGCUGACCUGCGUCCCCCGCACCGUGGAAGACAUUGAAGCGUUCAUGGCCGAAGCUCAUGGAAGCACCAAAUCAUUUGCUUCCGUCUCCAGCCAGAAGUGACGGUGGGGCUUCCUCCGGAUUUGCAUGGCUGCAUCUCUGCAGCACAUCCAGUUCUGCAGGUGCCGUACUGUGGGCUAAAGCGCCCGGAGUAUUAAGACAGGAGCUUCUGGAGAUCUCAGGCUCUCAGUAACAACCACCAAGUGCCAUGUAAGAAAUCUUGAAGUGCCAAGGACCUUAGCCUAACCAAAUGCUUUUUGAAUUAUGCAUGUAGCCAUUGUAUGGGCUGAGGUCUCCAAUUUUUAGCAAAAAUAUUCAUCUCUCCUUCUUUACUUUGAGACAGAUAAUUAUGCUGACCAAAUUAAUAAAAGCAUUGC